AUGUCAAAUAAAUCCAAAAGUAAAAUAAACAGUACAAUAUGGACCAUUUUUCAGGUGCAAUUUUUAACAUUUUUAUUUUUAUUUAAUUUUAUAAUUUGUGAAAAUGAAAUUUUAGAUAACUCUGAAGGAAAUUCAGGUCCUGACAAUGCCAUUUUACCUAAUAAUCUGGAUUCAAUUCAGAAUUCAAUAUCAAAGUCAAUAAAUGAAAUCACUCUACUACCAAGUUCGGAAGAUAUUUCAAGUUUGAACAUUUUUGAGUUAAAUAUUCAGGAUCAGUGUAAUCAACUUUGGUCAUAUAGAAACAAACUAAAGCAUGAAGUUUCAAAUAUAGUGAAACUGCAUAAGGAAUUUGUCAUUUUUUUAAAUAAGAAUGAGUCUAAGAAAAGUAUAAUUAAUCUAGAAGAAAUAUUCAAAAGAUUUUUGGACCUUUCUGUAAAUGACAACCGUACAAAAGAAAUUAACGAAAAAUUUAAAGAAUAUUUUGAAUUGGCAAAAGAUUAUUACUUUAUCUCUUCAGAUAAAGAUGAAUCCACAAAAAUACUUAUCUCGAGUAGAUCUUCUUUGAACUUGUCACUUAAAGAUCUUCUUCUUUUAAAAAAUGAAUAUUUAAAGUAUUCCAAUAACUUUGACUUGUGUAUUAAAAAUAAAAAAAAAGUUGUUAAAAAUGGAUCAGAAUCUAUAAAUGCAUUAAUAAAUAUUUCAAAAUUUCUAAACACAUCUGAAAAUACACUGAAUGAUGAAAACAUUGAUUAUCUUUCAAAGAUUUCAACUGGCCCAAAUAAUUUGGAUUCAAACUUUAGUUUUAUUAAAACAUUGAGAAAACUUCAAGAUAUUUGUGAUAAAGGUAUUGAUCAAAAUAAUCAAUCAACUAGAAAGAAUCAAAUCAAAUGGCUAAAAAAAAAUUCUAAUAAAAUUAAUAAAACUAUGGAUAGUUUUGAAGGCAUUUUUAAGAUGAAUUCAAAAAAAGUCAAUAAUUUGUUAAAUUGUAUUAAACACUUUCAAAAUUCCAAUUCAAUUAAUGAGAAUACUUUAGGAAUGAUUCAUAAAAUAGGAAAUUUGAUUGUGAAUUACUCUAUUAAUAGAAGAAAUGUAUUGUCAGUCAUUUCAUCGAGGUAUACACUUAUAACAUUAAAUGCUUAUAUAUUAAACAAUAGGUUGUUUUCUUUAUGGUUAUUUGUCCAAAAGAGAUUAACAACGGUUCAAAUUGCAAUUAAACUCAUAAAGGAAUCUAAAGAAUUGAUGAAUCGGAUUAAACAACAUUUAUCUAUGGAAGACUCUAUUGAAUUGCUUGCAAAAUGUUCAGAAACUUUAAGGAAAACUGCUUCGGACUGGAAUAUAUUUUUCUCCGAAAAAAAUUCAGCAAUUAUUAAUCAUUUGCGUAAAGAAACACUUAAGCAAUUAAACCAUUACAAAUUUGAAGGAGAUCCAAGUACACUUAAGAUUUAUAUGGAGUGGAUUUGGUUGAAUAAUAAUAUCGAAAGUAUCAUUGAACAAGGAUAUGAUGUAUUUGUGGGGUUGAUUAAAAGUGUUUUGAAAGAUCCACUUACAAAUUGUGCAAAAAACUUGAGCUCACUAUAUAAGAAUAUUAAGUCAGAAUUUAGCACAAAUGAAAAUUUUAGUGAUAAAAUUAAAAAAAAAAUUAACAAAGAAUAUAGGAGCGUUUUAAAUGAUGUUUCAAGUCAUUUAUUAAAGCAAAUUGAUUCUCUUUCUUCACUAAAACACUUGUUUUUAUGGCCACAUAAUAACGCCACCUUAAUCUCAGCAUUGUCAAUGUAUAAUCGAACUUCAGAGUUUGUAAACUCAAUCAAUUUAUCUCAAGAUAAAAAUGUUUUCGAAAAGCCAAACUAUUCUUAUGAGUUAUUAAAACAACAACAAAUUAUUACCAAAGAGUUUUCAACAUUGUAUGAAAAUAUUAAAACUAGAUUUAAUUGGGAUUUCAACUUAUUUCAAACUGAAUUCGGAUAUGUGAAACAUAUUAAUCUUGGAAUAGAAACUGAAGAAACUAUUGAUUUUUCUAAAUUGAAAAUUUUCCAAGAGCCCUCUGAUCAAUUUGGGGAAUGGUUUGAAAGUACACUUGAGUUUUUUAAUUUAAAUGAUUAUAAUCUUUCAAAAGUAAAGAAUAUAAUUGAGCCAGCAAUUCAAUUCAGAUUGCAGUUUAUACAACAAUGGUCAGAUAUUAUUUCGAAGAUUAUAAAUAAAGUGGGAAAUCCAACUGCAUUAAGUAUAAGCAAAAUAUCAGAAGAAGCUUACAAUUAUUAUUUGCAAUAUCAAGUUUCAAAAUCGAGAGAGUUUUCGAAUUAUUUUGAAAGUGAUUUAUCUAUUUUGAAAUACGUGGAUUCUGUUGAUAAUUCCUUAUCUGACUUAAACAAAGAGAGCUUUGUUUCAAAGUUUGAAACUACAAGUGCACCCAAUUUAGAUGGUUCUUAUCAUGGAGAUGACGAGUUCCCAUCUGUCUCAUCAAUUAAAAAUUAUUUAUCAGAUUUAAAAAACAGGGUUGAUAAUUAUUGCAAUACCAAAGAAAAAAAAAAAGAUGAAAACUAUAUUUCGAUUGUCAAAAAAAUUUGCGAUAAAUUUCCUCCUAUAUUUUCUACCAUAAAUCAAAAUUUAAAAGGAGUAGAUUCAAAAUUGCAAAAAGUUUAUUCGGACUUAGAAUUUCAAAAGGAAGAAAUCGCAAAUUUAGAUGUAAUUAUUCAAGAUUGUAUUUCUUUAGAUAAUAAAUUAGCUAGAGUUAAAUGUUGGGUCCCCAACCAAUCUAUUGAAUUACCAUUAAGAAGAGCACUCCAAAUAAGGAAAGUAAUGAAUAACUGGUUAAGAGAAAUAAUAAAAACAAAAAUAUUAUUAUUUUCAAACUUUAUUGAAGAUUGUUUGAAACUGAACUUUAAGGGAUCUUUGGUUUUUGAAGGUAAUGAGCCAAAUAAUAAUGAACAAAAUCAGAUUGAAAAAGUCAAGUCAUUUCAAUUGUUAUUAAAAUUAAUAAAUGACUUAAUGACAAAUAUUGUUGACGAAUUAAAUACACUAGAAACCAUUUAUUUAAAAUUCUAUCAAAAUAAAAUGAAAGAAAUAACGUCCGCCUCAGAUUCACUUGUUUUUAAUUAUGUAAAGUUAAAAUCCAUGAAAACUACUCUAAUACACCAUUAUGGAAAAGCAAAUUUAUUCCAGAAAAUUUUUAGAUUCCCCAAGUUAUUACUAUCUAAAGAUGAAAUUUACAAUAUAGAAAGCUCAAUAUUUGCAUUUGAGACACCUGUACAUAAUAAUGUAACUUAUGCAGCAGAUUUAACUGAUUAUAUUAAAAAUAACCAAAUAUCCUCAAAUAACCACACUAUUUUAUUAGGGAAAUAUGUAAAAGCACUUUCAACAUUAAAGAAAAGAAUUGAAGACAUUCCACAUAUCAAAUCGGAAAACUUAACAUUAUUAAAUGAGGAUCUUAUAUCUGAACUUGAAUUUGAGAAAUAUUUAAAUAUAGAAAAAAAGUCGUUAGUAAUUCUUGGAGAAUCAGACAAAUACCUUAAGCUUGCGAAUAUUGAAAAUUUUAGAUUCUACACUGUUAGAAAUAUAACAGGGAACAUAAAUGAUGUAAUAAAGAACCUUUCAGAGGAAAUUCAAUUAAAGGAAGAAGAACUUGAAAGAAGAGAAGAGGAGAUUGCAAAUACUAACUGUUACAGACGCUGGAAAUGGAAAAAAAGAGUCAAGAAACGAAAAAUGAAGAUAAUUAAAGAUAAAAAAAUAAAUAAAGUUUUCAAUUUAAACAAAUCUAACGCUAACUCAAAUAUUAUAAAAUUGAAAAGGAAAGAGGCUAAUGGAAAACUUCAAUUAUUCUUGACAAAAGUAAUAAACAUUGAGAAUUUGGAUAAAAGUAGCAAGACAGAAGAUUAUGAAAAAAAGUCAUAUUAUCAAGACAGUGAUUUAGAAAGUUUCCAAUUUGAUGACUUAUACAAAUUCGAUGAAAUGCCAGGAAGAUUUAAUCCCAAAAAUCAAUACGAAGGUGAAAUUGACUAUGAUAUUGAUACCGGUGGUAGAACCGAAGAUGAAAAACCCAAUCCACUUAUAUCGAAGAUAAGUACGGCUGUAGAUAUGGCCGUUAAUAUUAAUAACUCAAUUAGACAGUAUAAAGAAAUUAAGAAUGCAUUAAAAGAAAGUGGAAUAGAAUUUGGGCAAGAAAACUCUGGAGUAAAUCUAAUGGCAGGGCUUGAUGUAAUAAAUGCACUAACUGGUGGACCUACAGAUGAUUUGAGUGCAAUGUUAGGUUCUAUUAAUGAAAAUAACAAAGUUUUUAAUGAAGCUGAUAUUUUGAGUGAGCUACAAACAGGUGAGAUGCCAAAUGAUGUAGAAAAAAAAGUUGGUAGUAGAGUAUUUGAGGACUUGGACAUCUCAUAUGACGACUUCAAACGUAAGGUUGAAAUCGAACUUAAAAAUUCUGAUUUGAAUUUUGAUUUUGAUGAUUAG
Molecule: messenger RNA, 4443 nt
Organism: Cryptosporidium ubiquitum
Lineage: Eukaryota; Apicomplexa; Conoidasida; Eucoccidiorida; Cryptosporidiidae
Exons: 1
Coding region: 1-4443 (1480 amino acids)
Source: RefSeq, a predicted model, not a curated record